AUGAACACAUCCCAGGGCUCGGUGUCGUUCGAGGAUAUAUCUGUGGACUUCACCCAGAAGGAGUGGCAGCUGCUGGACCCUGCCCAGAGGCUCCUGUACAGGGAGGUGAUGCUGGAGAACUACAGGCAGCUGGUGUCCCUGGGGCACUGUGUCACCACACCUGAGCUGAUACUCAAGCUGGAGCAAGGAGAAGAGCCAUGGGUACCAAAGAGAGAACUCCCAAGUCCGAGCCACCCAGGUGAGUUCACAGUGGUGGAGAGAAGGCAACUGGGAGGAACUGGACCCCAAGUGGCCAGUUCAUUUUAGAGCCUUUUGACUAAAGACAGAUGACCUCCCUACCUUAGAUAUCAGACCUCCAAGCAGCACCCUCAGAUGUAAGUG
This is a messenger RNA of Lutra lutra (Eurasian river otter), 381 nucleotides long. Its product is annotated as zinc finger protein 37A-like. Gene Ontology annotation, biological process: regulation of DNA-templated transcription. The record is from RefSeq and is a predicted model, not a curated record. The coding region runs from base 1 to 306 and encodes 101 amino acids. Lineage: Eukaryota; Metazoa; Chordata; Mammalia; Carnivora; Mustelidae. The transcript has 3 exons.